This is a messenger RNA of Aspergillus tanneri, 951 nucleotides long. RefSeq lists its product as uncharacterized. Gene Ontology annotation, molecular function: hydrolase activity, hydrolyzing O-glycosyl compounds. Lineage: Eukaryota; Fungi; Ascomycota; Eurotiomycetes; Eurotiales; Aspergillaceae. The transcript is spliced from 4 exons. The record is from RefSeq and is a predicted model, not a curated record. Gene Ontology annotation, biological process: carbohydrate metabolic process. Bases 1 to 951 code for a protein of 316 amino acids.
AUGGGCUCCGUCUCACGCACUUCCAUGCUCACCCGUCGCCCGUCUAAGAGGCCGAUGGUCAUCACCGGGAGCACCAUCGCCGGUGCGGGAGUUCAUGUUGGUCACUGGCUUGGUGACAACGCCAGCUUAUGGUCCAAGUACCGUCUCAAUCGCCCACAUGCUCAGCUUCACAUCUAUCUUCCAAAUUCCCAUGCAACACCACAGACGCUCUGCGCGCGGUGGGCAACACUGGGAGCUUUCUACCCACUCCAUCGCAACAACACUCAUGAAGACUCUAUUCCCCAGGAAUUCUACCGCUGGCUGUCUGACGCCGAAGCCGCAAGGUCAUCGACAUUCAGCGAGCCGGUUCUCAGUCCUCUUUUCUACAUCUAUCCCGAGGACACUUACAUCUACCCGAUUGACCUGCAAUUCUUCUACGGUGAUGCGAUCCUCGUUAGUCCCGUCACCAAGGAGAACUCCACAAGCGUCGAUAUCUACCCCCCUGAUCACAUUUUCUAUGACUGGUAUACUGGUGCUCAGGUCCGUUGGAGGGGAGAGACUUACGCUUCCGAUGUGGCAUUCACCGAUAUCCCGCUCCACAUCCGCGGCGGCAGCAUUAUACCACUUCGUACUGAGAGAGCGCCAACAGCACCACCGAGCUCCGCAAAAAGCCCUUCAAUGUGGUCAUCGCACCAGGUCGGGACGGAACUGCUACCGGACGCCUGUACAUGGACGACGGCGAAUCACUCGAACAGGCAUCAGCUCUGGAGGUCGAGUUUGAGGGGACACUUCGCGUAUGACGCCAGCGUAAAAGUGGAGACACUCACGAUCCUGGGUCAGAAUGGCCAGCCACAGAGGAUGUCCACAGGCAGUGUUGCGGAGGUGAAGCAUGAGUACGAUGGCAAGUUGAAGGUGUUGACUCUGCAAGUGGAUCUGCCAUUGACGUCUUCUGCCGAGGUGAUAUUCUUGUAA